GAUAAGUUCACUUUUCCCAGGACACAACUGGACUUCAUCGAAGCAAUGGUGCACGGCACUGUCCACAACGUCCAGCCAGAUAAAAUCAACAAGGUAUAUGUAGAUUCAGGACUGAAGAUCUUGGCAAUGGGUGCAGUGUGGGAUUACUUGCAGAUCAAGACAGAAGAAUUGGAUCUUGACUUCGAUAGUUUGGAUAUCACCGAGGUGAUGAACAGAUUGAGGGGCCACGAGAAAUGUCACGGGUACGGCCCAGCCUAUCCGUUGGACUUGGUGAACCAAGCUCUUUCCGAUGUGUUAGAUCUCUGA
Molecule: messenger RNA, 306 nt
Organism: Scheffersomyces stipitis CBS 6054
Lineage: Eukaryota; Fungi; Ascomycota; Pichiomycetes; Serinales; Debaryomycetaceae
Gene: FCR3
Product: Fcr3p
Exons: 1
Source: RefSeq, a predicted model, not a curated record